Messenger RNA from Triticum aestivum (bread wheat), 2344 nucleotides. RefSeq lists its product as uncharacterized. The coding region runs from base 752 to 1903 and encodes 383 amino acids. Lineage: Eukaryota; Viridiplantae; Streptophyta; Magnoliopsida; Poales; Poaceae. The record is from RefSeq and is a predicted model, not a curated record. The transcript is spliced from 6 exons.
CCCCCUAGAUCCACGGGGUUUCUAACCAUAGAGGCUGCACUCGCGGGUUUGGGCGUGGCAGAGACAGACGCCGCCGCUGCCGCCGCCGCCGUCGCCGUCUCCACGACGACCUAAACGGCAGCCCCCGCGGGAUCCCAAGCAACGAAGUGGGGCUCGUGGGUUUCGUCCCCUUCGGCCGAGACAGACGAGUGAACGCGCCGCCUCGUCGACGCGGCGCCACCGCUGCCGCCCUCACCGCCUCUUCACUUCUCCGGCGGCUCCCGGGAGGUUUGGGCGGGGCAGAGACAGACGACGCCACCGCCGUUGCCGCCUCCACGACGACCUCAACGGCAGCCCCCCGGGCCCCCGCGGGAUCCUAAGCAACGAAGUGGGUCUCGUGGGUUUCGUCCCCUUCGGCCGAGACAGACGAGUGAACGCGCCGCCUCGUCGACGCGGGGCCGCCGCUGCCGCCCUCGCCGCCUCUUCACUUGUCCGGCGGCUCCCGGGAGGCAGAGAAGGAUACAUCGGAGAAGGUUUUUGAAAUUGCUAAGAAGCAGCUUGGACUUCACUGAAGUUUGCGGCAACAUUAAGUUCUCUCACCUUGGAGCCGAAUCACUAUACAUGGUUUUCUAGAGAUCUGUAGAUUUUUUUCGUCCAAGAAGCAGUGGCCCAUUCUCUUGCUGGCAAGCUGGCCUUUUCUUGACAUGGCUACCUUAUGCAGUAGAUAAAGGACUCCACCACAAAUCUGGCAUCAGAUUUGUCACCAUGGCAAAUGGAACAUAUUUUAUGGCAAUUUAUGUUUGCUGAGGAUGGCAAGUUUAGUUGGACAAUGUGUCGCAUACCCACUGUGGCGAAUGGAGCACCAGGAUGCAUGUGUUUCGAUGAAUAUCGCACUGGCCAAGUACGGUGUGUUAAUGGAUGUAGAGAAUUGGAUGACUACUUGAAAUAUCGGGCUUUUGUGGCCCUGCCUCCUUGUCAAAAUCCGAGGACUGGUACUAUACUUCUUCCUGGUGAACUUAACAACAAAAAGCUAGUCUCUACUGAUGCUGGUAAGAAGUUUGUCCGGUCCAUAUUUCAAGGCGUCUGGUGUGUUGUGGAUGAUGGAAAAUACUUCAGAGGCACCAUUACUGAAGCCAACAUCUAUGUCAGUAGGGAUGGCAGUGCCAAGUUUCACAAUUUGGAGAUCACAGAUGAAGGUAAUCAUGCUCAGCGAGUUGCUAGGCGAAGAAGAAAUUACACUGAAGUUUGCACUAUUGCGAAAACCAAGUUUGCUCAAGCAGCUGCUUCUCUUGGGUACACAGAUCCCAAUGACAUUCCAUCAGACAUACGUCUUCUGUUCCAUAGGGUUAUGAACGACAAGGCCCUCUACAACAUAGGGUUAUACCACAUCCAUAUUUCUCUGGUCCCUAUAGGAGUUGGUAUGCUGGCAUUCUUUAAAAUUGAUGAUCAUCUACUGACCACUAUUCCUAAGGCCACGAGAGAUACAAUUUUGGAUAACCUGUAUGCAGAGUGCCCAGAGAUUUUUGGAAAGGAUCAAAAUCAUGUCCUAAACUGGGUGAAUGAAGCUCGGAUGAAUACUCUGCUGAAUGACAUCUACUGCCACAUUUUUGCUAAUUAUGUUGCUGAUGAGGGCAACAUCUGUAAGAAGCAAGACAUUAGACCACAUGAUCUCAAACUGAAGCGAGGGACCAUUGAGUACAAGAUACUGGUUAAGAGAACUGAAGUUGCACUGUUUUUGGAUUUCUUGAGAAAUCGAACAGCACACCGUAUGCAAAGCUGGAUACUGGUGCAGAACGAGUACACCCCAGAAGACGCAGAUCUUGUUUGUCUGCUGAAAUUCCGUGAUUUUUUGGUUAAGGUGCAGUGGCUGUUGUGGCGAUUCAACAUGCUAGACAGGGUCAACUUCUCGGCUAUAUUUGUCUGACAUUGUCCCCAAUUCUGCACUUCCUCUGAGUUCCGUCUGACAGUCCUUCACUGAUCGGCAAUAUCAAAGUGAGAGAUCAGGCUGUACUUGUCCCCAAUUCUGCACUUCCUCUGAGUUCCUGUCUGACAGUCCUUCACUGAUCGGCAAUAUCAAAGUGAGAGAUCAGGCUGUAUCUUCUAUCAGAGAAGGGACUGAUACAGUGGCCUUUCUGAAUUUCCGGAGGAAGCUUACCGCUCAUCACAUGAACUGUUCUGACACCUGGUGAAAGUCUUAUUGUAGUCUCAUUAGCUAUGUCUAAAACCUAGUUUUACCGUAGUCUCAAUAGUAAUGGUUCAGUUCCAGAAAAAUGUUAUGGCUUGCUUGAAAGCGCAGUCUCAUUUGAUGUAUCUGAAUUUCUACCUUAAGAGUCAGACAGUUUUUGAAACUUCUAAUUCUCACGAA